AUGUCUCCAGCAGCAGGUUCAAAGCUGUACCUCAUCCCCGAGGAAGUAUCUCCGUCUUCAUCUGCAACAACAAUAGACUCUUCACCUCAGACGUCCAACAUCGACGAUGACGAUUUCGGUAGACGACCAAGUGACUUCGAGCUCGAUGACCUCUUUCACGAUGAUGAACCGCUUCUAUCCGAGCACCACGAUCAUGUGCGACAGAAGGAACAAGAACAACAGCCUGUGCCUAGAGCAUCGAGCUCUGCGACGAAGUCAACGUUUUGGACAUUGGUCAACGUUGUCGCGACAGUCUUGAUUGUCUUCACAAACAAAGCUAUCCUCUCUGGCAACUCCCUCAAACACGCACAACUCUCCUUCGCAGCGUUCCACUUCACCAUCACUGGUCUUGUGCUCUUCAUUCUCUCCCGCCCCAGAUUCGCCUUCUUCACACCCAAAUCCGUCGCUGUUCGACAGAUGAUACCGCUCUCCACCGUCAUGGCCCUCAACGUCAUCUUUCCCAACCUCUCGCUGGCAUACUCGUCUGUGCCAUUCUACCAGAUCUCCCGUAUCUUGAUAACACCUUGUGUGGCUGCUAUGAACUUUGUGCUCUACAGAGCUACUCUCCCCUUUUAUGCUUGUAUGGCGCUAGUUCCGGCAUGUGUUGGUGUCGGGAUGGUGUCGUAUUUUGACACCAAAGCCACGAGUGCGAGUGCGGCUACGACUGGGCUGUUGGGUGUCGUCUUUGCAUUUCUGGGUAUUUUCUUUUCGUCGCUUUACACUGUCUGGCUUGAGAGUUAUAGAAAACAGCUUAGUAUGACGAGUAUGCAGUUGUUACUCAACCAGGCUCCUUUGUCUGCGUUCCUGCUGCUGUACUUUAUUCCGUUUGUUGAUAAGGCUCCUGAACUGGACGGUUUAUCUCUAGACCUUUGGGUCUUGAUUCUCAUGUCUGGCAUCUUUGCAGCCUUGGUCAACGUUUCUCAAUUCUUCAUUAUUGCGGAAAUGGGUCCGGUGACUAGUACCGUAGUCGCUCACGGCAAAACCUGCAUUAUCGUUGCUAUCGGCUGGUACAUUUCCGGUAAAGAUGUUGCUGAUAAGUCUGUCAUCGGCCUCAUGAUGGCCUUGCUUGGAAUAAUCCUGUACUCGGCCGCUAUUUUGAGACAGGGCCAUAGGGCAUAA
Messenger RNA from Fusarium tjaetaba, 1158 nucleotides. Its product is annotated as solute carrier family 35 member E3. The record is from RefSeq and is a predicted model, not a curated record. Gene Ontology annotation, cellular component: Golgi apparatus. The transcript is spliced from 4 exons. Gene Ontology annotation, molecular function: antiporter activity. Bases 1 to 1158 code for a protein of 385 amino acids. NCBI's taxonomy places the organism in Eukaryota, Fungi, Ascomycota, Sordariomycetes, Hypocreales, Nectriaceae.